CUUCCUCCGCACCGGGCCGUCCUUCUGCCCACCCCUCCAUUGCCCGUUCUUCCCCUUGGGCAGUCCCUUUUUAUCACGGCUGUUUUUCCCUUUCCCCGAUUGUUUCCCCGGCUCCUCCUGGCUGCCCUCUCCCGACCACCACCUGCUGACAAGUCCCAUGGCCUCAGGCAAACUACCCCUGCUAGGACGCCCAGCUUCCCCUUUACCCUGUUCCCUCAGGGCCCCCGCCCCUUUUACCCCUUCCAGGCCAACCAGGCCCUAGCAAGCCGCACCUGCUUCCCAGACCCCUGCUUCUCCCUCCCUGUCCCUGGUCCGUAACUCAGCGCACGGAGCCUGUGCGCCAGUCUGGCUGGGUGACUCCCUGGGCCCCCACGUGUGCGGCGGCGCAGCAGGACGCAUGCGCGGCGCGCGAGCCUGCGCACUGAGCAGCCGCGGCGCAUUGCUGCUCGGCGGCGCCGGCGCCGGGAUCUGGGCGGCCAUGGGGCAGCGGGCAGCUGGAGCGCCAAGGGCCAGGUAGCGACGGCUAGCGGCGGCGGGCCCCGAGGGCUAGGCCCGGCAUGUAGAUUCCCCCGCAGGCACCCGCAGCAACGAACGUCUAUUUCAUCCAUGAACAAAAGAGACAGAGAGACAGAGAAAGAGACAGAAUCCUGAACAGAGUCUUGUUGCUACGGUCCACCCCACAAGCUCAGCCAGUCCCAGAUAAUGGGCACACGCCCAUCCUCCUGUACUGAAGGAGCUCUCCGGAUGCAAACUCAGAACCUUCCCAUAUUAAAGCAUCAGUACUUUCCUGACCGAAGCUCUCAUUUAUCAACUAUGGAAAUGGAACAAGAAAAAAUGAAUAUAAGCAAAGAGUUGAGUCCAGAUUCGGCUUCAUACCGCUGCUCAGCCUGUCAUGGAGAUGAGACCUGGAGUUACAAUCACCCCAUCCGGGGCCGCGCCAAGUCUCGCAGCUUGUCUGCCUCACCUGCCCUGGGGAGCACCAAGGAGUUCAGGAGAACACGCUCUCUACAUGGACCGUGCCCAGUGACCACUUUUGGACCAAAGGCCUGCGUGCUGCAGAACCCCCAGACCAUCAUGCACAUUCAGGACCCUGCAAGCCAGCGGCUGACAUGGAACAAGUCUCCAAAGAGUGUUCUUGUUAUCAAGAAGAUCCGUGAUGCCAGCCUGCUGCAGCCAUUCAAAGAGCUCUGCAUGUACCUCAUGGAGGAGAACAACAUGAUUGUGUAUGUGGAGAAGAAAGUGCUAGAAGACCCUGCCAUAGUGAGUGAUGAAAACUUUGGACCAGUGAAGAAGAAAUUCUGUACUUUCCGAGAAGAUUAUGAUGACAUUUCCAAUCAGAUAGACUUCAUCAUAUGCCUGGGAGGAGAUGGGACCCUACUUUAUGCUUCUUCACUUUUCCAGGGCAGCGUGCCUCCGGUUAUGGCAUUCCACCUGGGCUCCCUGGGCUUCCUGACCCCAUUCAACUUUGAGAACUUUCAGUCCCAAGUUACUCAGGUGAUAGAAGGGAAUGCAGCUAUUAUUCUCCGGAGCCGGCUGAAGGUCAGGGUGGUAAAGGAGCUCCGAGGGAAGAAGGUGGCCAUCCACAACGGGCUCAGUGAGAACGGUGUGCCGGCUCCGGGCCUGGACACGGAGGUCGGGAAGCAGGCCAUGCAGUACCAGGUCUUGAACGAGGUGGUGAUUGACAGAGGCCCCUCCUCGUACCUGUCCAAUGUGGACGUCUUCCUGGAUGGACAUCUUAUUACCACGGUGCAGGGCGAUGGAGUGAUCGUGUCCACCCCGACGGGCAGCACUGCAUACGCGGCCGCCGCUGGAGCCUCCAUGAUCCACCCCAAUGUGCCGGCCAUCAUGAUCACGCCCAUCUGCCCCCACUCGCUGUCAUUCCGGCCCAUCGUUGUCCCUGCAGGGGUCGAGCUAAAGAUCAUGCUGUCACCAGAAGCAAGGAACACUGCAUGGGUGUCCUUUGAUGGACGGAAGAGACAGGAGAUCCGCCACGGAGACAGCAUCAGCAUCACUACCUCUUGCUACCCGCUCCCUUCCAUCUGUGUUCGAGACCCCGUGAGUGACUGGUUUGAGAGCCUCGCCCAGUGUCUACACUGGAACGUUCGGAAGAAGCAGGCGCACUUCACGGAGGAGGAAGAAGAGGAGGGGGAGGAGGAGGAGGGCUAGGCCAUGGGCCUGCCAGACUCAUGGACCUGGGAGUCUCAGAUCCUCCCAGGUCUGCAUCUUCCUUUGCUGCCUCCCUCUUCCCCUCUGGGAACAGACCAAUCUCUGUGUGAACACAUGUCGCAAAUGGUCACAAACUCCUGCAGGCCGUAGUCAUCAAAUCCCUUCCUGUGUGUAGCCAGGAAAAGUCUGGAUCUGCCUUUUGUCGACCAGAUCACCUGUUUUUUAACAUUUUUAAAUUGACUUAUUUUUGCAUUUCUAAAGAAGAAAAGUGAGAAACAGGCUGGGGGCUGGUCCUAUCAGUAUACCCUCAUUGGUCAGCUCAGAGCUGCAUGGGCUCUUGGUAAUGCCACAUCAGGAAACUUUUCAAUAAAUCAGUCUGUUGAAAUUCAGAAGGGGUCAGACUGAGUCAGUCUGUCCUCUGGUGUUGAAAAUAAAUGUCUCAGCCAAAAAUCUUCCUUUAGCUGCAAUGCUUUCCCCUCGGGCCUGUACCUUUUCCCUUAAACUCUUGGAGGGAACCAGGCCAAGACUCAAUUACAGAAGCAGUUUUUCUGUGGAUUGGCCAGGUAGAUUUGUUCUGCUCCCGUUUCUAGAGAUGGGUGGAUGCCUCCCUUCUCCUCCCCUCCCUGCUCAGAAUUAGCCUUGAGUCAGGCUGUCCAGAGGCCCCUGGCUCCCUCUUCCAGAGCCUAGCGAGGAGUUAGGGAAGGGAGGCAGCACAGAUAGACACACACAUUCCUCACACAGCAUGGUGGGCAGCUCGGCUCCAGGAAGAUAUUUUAAAUCCUGUAUAUACUUUUUAGAGAUUCUUUUAACCUUUCUGAAGUGCUUAUGUACAUAUUUUCUUGUACACACUUUUGUGAAGAUCUAAAGGGGGGGAGGUCUGUCCUGUCAUUUGGUGUUUGCCUUUGUGUUCUGUGGACACUGUCCUGGGACCAUUCUGUCCAGUCGCGUGUGCCCUCUGUCGGGCUGAGGGUGCAGGAGAGAGAGCGGUGUUUCAGGGUUGAGUGAGCUCGUUCAUUUGCAACUCUAGUGAGAAUUUCAAACACAUUCAUUAGAGGAAAAUGGCAAGGGAAUAAACGGUCAAUUCCACCCCUGCUGCUCCUUGAUCUCAGGCUUGCACUGAGGAGUGUGUGUGAGUGUGUGUGCACACUACGUCUCGGGCAGCACACGUGUCUGCCAUGUGGGACCCAGAGCCUACGGAGUCUGGUCUGAGCUGGGGCUCAGCUUGAUUCCAAACAGGCGGGUCGGCCUCCUGGUUCCUGUUGCCCAGCAGGGCAUCCUAAAUGCACAGUCAGUUUAUGAGUAACUGCUCUUUGAGUUUUACUCAGAAAGUUGCAUUUUCACCUGUUAAAUUGAUAAAAACAGGAGGGGAUGAGCCCCUGCCUUUCUUGGACUUGCUUCUGAAGGUCAUGUGUGCGAGGCCAUCCUUUGUCUAUCUGGAGCUUCACUCGCGGGGGGUCUUGUGCCCUGGACUGUCCAUGGCCCUGCCCACUUGGGUGCGUGGCUCUGAGGUGCAGCUCAUGUUCUCUCUCCUCUUGCUCUUGCCUGGGCUUCUCAGCGUCUGUAGCAGAAGUGUCUGAAAACUCCGAGUGUGAUUGUGAGCAACAGGCCUGACCUGGAUGCCACUGUCUGAAGUCCUCGGUACCUGUCCUUGUCUGUCGGGGAUACUGAGUGCCGGGAGAGCUCUGCCCACCAACCUCCGGGGCUAAGGAGGGAGAGAGGUACGAACACCCACUGCUUUAGGUAUGGGAGUGCUGUUUGGAAUUCCAGUCACUGCUAAACAAAAAAGCAAGUGUUUAAGUCCUAAAGCAGCAUGAUGUUGUAAUGAUCUAGUAAACUUUGGGUUUUUGAAGUAAAUUCUUAAUGUUUCAUAUUGUUAAUAUCUUGAAAAUUUGUUAAAUGUCGAUAGCCUUAUUACUAUUUUCAGAUCCUUUCAAUAAACAGACUUGUAAAAAAUG
Molecule: messenger RNA, 4121 nt
Organism: Tupaia belangeri chinensis (Chinese tree shrew)
Lineage: Eukaryota; Metazoa; Chordata; Mammalia; Scandentia; Tupaiidae
Gene: NADK
Product: NAD kinase
Exons: 13
Coding region: 703-2166 (487 amino acids)
Biological process (GO): NADP+ biosynthetic process; NAD+ metabolic process
Molecular function (GO): NAD+ kinase activity
Source: RefSeq, a predicted model, not a curated record